This is a messenger RNA of Aspergillus candidus, 876 nucleotides long. RefSeq lists its product as uncharacterized. The coding region runs from base 226 to 834 and encodes 202 amino acids. NCBI's taxonomy places the organism in Eukaryota, Fungi, Ascomycota, Eurotiomycetes, Eurotiales, Aspergillaceae. The record is from RefSeq and is a predicted model, not a curated record. The transcript has a single exon.
UAAUCUUGGUGUUUCAUCUAUUUUUUUUUUCUUCUUCUUUUUCCUUCUUUCUUUCCUUCUUUGUCUGCUCUGUACAUCUGUCGUUCGUUCGUUGGUGGUCGUGGGUUCGUUUACUGUCUUGUCGGCUUAUCAGUGCUAUCUUCACUGCCUCCGUCCAGGCUACACAGGUCGCAAGAAAUAAAGGAGAAGUCUUCUUUUCGAAAGAAAAGAAGAAAGAAGAUCAAGAUGUCACCACAUCUCUCCCUCCACACCUCCUUCGACCACCCUCAUCCUCAACUAUCCCGCCGACAACCACCCCCGCAAGACCGUCCCUACAACACCACCACCCCCCUCAGCUCAACCACCACUUCCCCCACCUCCUCGCCCACCUCUCCAGCCUCACUCACGGCCACCACCAACAACCCCCCAAGACGCUGCCUCUUCCACCCGCACCAGCGCCCCUUCUCCUCCAUCGAACCCACCACCCCGCCCCUAUCAUCCGGCUCAGGAUUCGGGUCCCCACCCAGAACCCCCGUCCUCCUCCGCCGCCGCCCCUCCAAAAUAGACAUGGCCCUCUCCGCCGAGCGCUCCCGCUACGACUGCGACGCCAUCGAGCGCCAGGGCCUCGACCUGAUGGAGCCGCGCCCGGUGGAUCCGGCUUUCGCGUUCGAGCCCCUGACGCCCGGUCUGGAUGCGUGGGCUACGGGCGGAGCGGGCUGCCGACUUUCUAGCGCGAGUGCGUCUUGCUAUUCGGAGAGCGGGAGCAGUUGCAGUGGUUAUACGCGGGAGGGGCGGAUGACGCAGCCUAAGUUUGUUAUGGGGGGGAUUUUUGAAGUCAUGGAGGGGAGGGCUUGACCUUUCUAUUCUAUUUUAUUGGUAUUGGCUCUUUUGAUGGUU